Penaeus indicus is the source of this 3144-nucleotide messenger RNA. RefSeq lists its product as uncharacterized. The record is from RefSeq and is a predicted model, not a curated record. NCBI's taxonomy places the organism in Eukaryota, Metazoa, Arthropoda, Malacostraca, Decapoda, Penaeidae. The coding region runs from base 1 to 3144 and encodes 1047 amino acids. The transcript has a single exon.
AUGUUUCUGCAAGUAAUUACAGGUUGCUAUAUAAAAAGAAUUAUAACUAACGUUGGUCAUGAGCUGGCCAGGUACAACAUUGCCAUAGCCGCACUCAGUGAAACCAGAAGGGCAGACACAGGCAGCGUGAAAGAGAUGGGAGUAGGUUACACUUUCUUCUGGAGUGGCAAAAUGGAGACCGAACCACGUGUCUCUGGUGUAGGUUUUGCCAUACGGAAUGACAUAGCCUCAUGUCUCACAUCUCUUCCAAAAGGGAUCUCAGAUCGCAUAAUGACCCUUCGCCUGCCCUUGGCAAGCAAGACACAUCUGACCCUCAUCGGCGUCUACGCACCCACUAUGACUCAUUCCAUGGAGGAGAGGGAGGCUUUCUACUCAAGCCUGCGCAAAGUCAUCCGCAGUGUACCAAGCAGGGAUAAGCUAUUGCUGCUUGGUGAUUUUAACGCCCGGGUUGGCAGAAACAAGGAUGCCUGGCCUGGGGAGUUGGGCUCACAUGGAUAUGGCAGGGAGAACUCAAAUGGUCUGCUGCUGCUCAGCCUCUGUGCAGAGGAAAACUUGGUGAUCACCAACACUGUUUUCAAACACAAGGAUGCACACAAGGUCACCUGGAUGCACCCAAGAUCGAAGCAUUGGCAUUUGCUAGACUAUAUUAUUACCAGACAACAGGACCUUGGAGACAUUCUUGAUACCAGAGCACUGAGAGGCGCAGACUGUUGGACUGACCAUAUCCUCCUAAGAUGCAAAGCCCUCUUCACAAUACACAAAUCAGUAAAAAAGAAGCCAAGCUGCAUUAAAAGGAAGCUUGAUGUAUCACAACUCAAGUGCAGUAAUGUUCAAAAGACGCUGCAGGAGCAGUUGUGCGAGCAACUUCCCGCCCUGCCCGUCGACACUGACACACCUGAGCAUGCCUGGCGCAAGUUUAGGGAAGCAGUAUUCUCAGCUGCGGAAACAACCCUGGGUUUCUACAAGUGCAAACAUCAAGACUGGUUUGACCAAAACAACCAGGACAUCCUCACUCUGAUUGAGGCAAAGCGCUCUGCUCAUGCUGCAUGGCUGAGUGACAAGAAUUCUGCUCCCAAGCACGCCCAAUUCAAGCAGCUUCGCAGGCAGGUGCAAAGCUGCACGAGGGAACUGAAGAAUGCCUGGUGGGCAGACAAAGCUGCUGAGGUACAGGAUCAUGCCAACGAAAAUCGGACCAAGGAGUUCUAUGAUGGGCUCAAAUCCAUCUUUGGCCCUGUUCAGUGCAAAACGGCUCCCAUUCGCAAUUGGGAUGGCAUGCUCCUCACUGACAAAGAGGACAUAUUGAAGCAAUGGACUCUUCACUUCAGUACCCUCCUCAACCAGACCUCAGCAGUGGCCGAUGAAGCACUGGAAGGCAUUCAGCAGCGUCCCAUCAUCCUAGAACUUGAUGCCCCACCAAAUACUGCAGAGACCGUUGCAGCCGUCAAACAGCUGCAAACAGGCAAGGCCCCUGGUCCAGAUGGAAUACCAGCUGAGGUGUUUAAAGCUGGCGGUGAAGCUCUGAUCACCCACCUGACCAGGCUGUUCCAAGUGUUCUGGGCAAACGGUAAGCUCCCUCAGGACUUCAGGGAUGCUAACAUCAUCCACUUGUACAAAAACAAGGGUGAUCGCUCGUCCUGUGAUAACCACCGCGGGAUAAGCCUACUCAGCAUUGCAGGCAAAAUACUAGCCCGCACUUUGCUGAACCGGAUCACCAAGCACAUACUGGAUGAUAUGGUGUCAGAGAGUCAAUGCGGCUUCAGGAAGCAGAGAGGCACUGUGGAUAUGGUCUUUGCCAUCAGACAGAUACAAGAAAAAUGUGUCGAGCAACACCAAGACCUCCACCUGCUCUUUAUUGACCUUACGAAGGCAUUCGAUACAGUGAACCGUCCUGCACUCUGGGCAAUACUUAGCAAGCUUGGUUGCCCACCUCGAUUCGUAGAGAUUAUCCGCUCCUUCCAUGAUGGCAUGCUUGGCAGGGUCAUAGAAAAUGGUGAUGCUUCUGACCCUUUUCCGGUGGCAAAUGGCGUAAAGCAAGGUUGUGUGCUUGCCCCAACUCUCUUCAGCCUUCUUUUUGCACAGAUGCUUUCUGCAGCACUCGCCCAAACUAGUGCAGGAGUCACAGUACACUAUUGUACCGAUGGCGACUUCUUCAACAUCCGUCGCCUGAAGGCUCAUAGCAAAGUGCGUCAGGCAGUUGUGCGAGACUUCCUCUUUGCAGAUGACUGCGCACUUGCAGCUCACUCUGAGGAAGAUCUCCAAGAGCUUGCUGACUGCUUUGCCACUGCAGCAAAGAUGUUUGGGCUGACAAUCAGCAUUAAGAAAACCGAGGUACUGAGACAGCUUGCACCAAACACCACUCGGCCUCCACCCAACAUCACUAUGGAUGGCAAUACCCUGAAAAAUGUGGAGAGCUUCAAAUAUCUAGGCAGCAGUAUAAAUUCUGCAGCCAACCUCGAUGAUGAGGUUCUGUGCCGCAUCUCCCAAGCUAGCCGGGCAUUCGGGCGUCUUCACACACGAAUAUGGCAAGAGCGGGGCAUCUCAAUCAAAACCAAGCUGAGCGUAUACAGGGCUGUGGUACUACCAUCUCUCCUUUAUGGCUGUGAGACUUGGACUUGCUACAGGCGGCAUAUCAAAAAACUAGAUCAAUUUCACCUGCGCUGCCUGCGCAAAAUCCUCCGAGUCAGUUGGAAGGACCGUGAGCCCAAUCAGGAGAUUCUUCGGAGGGCUGGGCUCACUGGCAUUGAAGCCAUGCUGAGUCAGUCACAGCUUCGCUGGUCAGGGCAUGUCACCCGCAUGGACGACAGCAGACUUCCUAAACAGCUGUUCCAUGCUGAGCUUUCAACUGGGAAACGUCACAGAGGUGGGCAGAGGAAACGUUACAAAGAUUCUUUGAAAUAUAACCUCAAGUCCUACAACAUCCCAAUUGAUGGGUGGCAAGCCAUGGCCCUGGACCGACCGAAGUGGAGGGCAACCAUCCGUGAGGGCAAAGAGAUAUUCGAAAACUGCAGACUGCAGAGGCUGGAUGAAAAAAGACAGGCUAGAAAGACCAGAGUGCCUGAUCCCAGCACUGCAGUGUCCUGCGAUCUGUGCGGCAAGGUGUGCGCUUCCACCUUUGGGCUCCAAGCCCACAAGCGCAAACACUGA